CUCUCUGUAUCUGUCAUUUUUUAGAUAAUCAUAAAAUUAGUCAUUAUUUUGACGUUUCAAGGUUUUCGUGGUAAAUUGAAAAUCAUAUGUUACUGAAAAAUGGCUGAUGUACUAACAGAAACGGUCCUACCAGAAGAUUUAAAGAAAUUCGAACAAAUCUACCACGGACAGCUCUACAAAAAUGACGUUACCCCUAAGGCACAAUUCGAUUAUGCAUUCUGUCUUGUUCGAAGCAAAUACCCAGCUGAUAUACAGAAAGGCAUAGCUCUACUAGAAGAUCUAUACAGAACGAAUGAAGAAGGCCAAAGAGACUAUUUAUACUACUUAGCAAUUGGAACUGCGAGACUAAAGGAAUAUUCAAAAGCAUUAGGAUACGUUAGAUCAUUCUUGUCAAUUGAACCAGGAAAUCAACAAGUAAUGUCAUUAGAACAGACAAUAAAGAAGAAAAUGGAAAAAGAGGGCCUCAUGGGUAUGGCGGUAGCUGGUGGAGUAUUGGUAGCAGUUGGCGCUAUUGUCGGUGUCGGAAUGGCUAUAUCAAAGUCUAAGUGAUAGUUUUUUAGUCCUUACAAUUUUGUAUUCCAGCGAGUGAUAGAUAAUUUUAAUAAAAGAUCUAUAAUUUAGUUAGUUUUACUUAGUACUUUCGUAUAUGUAAUGUAAGUACUAUUAAUUUAUUGUUAUUAAAUUUUUGUUACGUCAGUGUUAAGCUUUCAUCCAAAAAGGAAUUUAUACUAUAUUUAUGUUUUUGCCACGAUUUUUGUAAAUAAAACAAAACCAAAAAAUAUUUUUUUAGUUAUUACUAUAGAAAUGUACAUUUAUAAGGAUAACCUCUAUUAGAUUGUCUGUUUGUACCUUACACAAUAUUUAUAAAAGUCUACCUACUA
Messenger RNA from Sitophilus oryzae (rice weevil), 881 nucleotides. RefSeq names its product mitochondrial fission 1 protein-like. The coding region runs from base 100 to 549 and encodes 149 amino acids. Gene Ontology annotation, cellular component: mitochondrial outer membrane; peroxisomal membrane. The transcript is spliced from 3 exons. Gene Ontology annotation, molecular function: protein binding. Gene Ontology annotation, biological process: mitochondrial fission; peroxisome fission; mitochondrial fragmentation involved in apoptotic process. NCBI's taxonomy places the organism in Eukaryota, Metazoa, Arthropoda, Insecta, Coleoptera, Curculionidae. The record is from RefSeq and is a predicted model, not a curated record.